This is a messenger RNA of Plectropomus leopardus (leopard coralgrouper), 2291 nucleotides long. The record is from RefSeq and is a predicted model, not a curated record. Lineage: Eukaryota; Metazoa; Chordata; Actinopteri; Perciformes; Serranidae.
AUGUGUAUCAAUUUGUGUGUGAGUGAGUGAGUGUGUGUGUGUGUGUGUGUGUGUGUGUUCUCUGGUUUAUGUGUGAAAUGAUUUGCUGACCUGUGCUAUGAGUUAAGGACCAUGUCUCUAAAACUACCUCGCAACUGGGACUUCAGCACCUUCAAGGCUGAGACAGCUCGCAUAGCGCGAUCCAGGAGUGUGACACCUGGAGAGGGAGGCCCCAGCCCGGGCUCGCCGCACUCCCCCAGGUCCAUGGAGAGGCCUCUGAAGGCCGGCUGGCUCAAGAAACAGCAGAGGUCUUUAGUCAAGAACUGGCAGCAGCGUUACUUUGUGCUGAGAGGAAGCACUCUGACCUACCACAAGGAUGACAAGGAGACCACUGUCCAGGGAGUCAUCCAGCUGCGGUUCAGUAAAGUCAACGAACUCCCUCCGAACUCAGAUGACCCCGGGAAGUACCUCUUUGAGAUCAUACCACGUACAAUGGGAGACAGAGAGCGAUGUCCCUAUGUGUUAAUGGCAAACUCCCAAAGUGACAUGGAGGAGGUGUGGGUCCGCACUCUGCGCAGGGUCAUUGGAGUACCAACAAGUGGAGUGUUUGGAAAGAGUCUCAUGGACACAAUAACUUAUGAGCAGCGGUUUGGGCCUCACUUGGUGCCGAUCCUGGUGCAGAAAUGUGUGGAGUUCAUCAAAGAACACGGUCUGAAUGAGGAGGGCAUCUUCCGCCUCCCGGGUCAGGACAACGCUGUCAAACAGUUCAGAGACGCCUUCGAUGCAGGAGAGAGGCCGUCCUUUCCCAGUGACACAGAUGUCCACACAGUGGCGUCACUGCUCAAGUUGUACUUGCGCGAGCUUCCUGAGCCUGUGGUGCCCUGGACUCAGUACCAAGACUUCCUAGACUGCACCAACCUGCUGGACUCCAGCAGCACAGAGGGUUGGGAGAAGUUGGAGAAACAAAUUGCUCUUCUCCCCAGGGUCAACUACAACCUUCUCAGUUAUGUCUGCAGGUUUUUGUUUGAGGUGCAGCUGCAGUCCAAGGUGAACAAGAUGAAUGUGGAGAACUUGGCAACAGUGAUGGGGAUCAACCUACUCAAACCUCAGAUAGAAGACCCCAUAACUGUGAUGAAGGCAACUCCUCAGAUCCAGAAGCUGAUGACAGUGAUGAUCAGACAGCAUGAGGAUCUGUUUCCUCUGUCCAAAGACGUGCUGCCCUCCCCUCCCUUAAACAAGGCUGAAAGCCAGAAGAACAUUCCCCGAAGCUUCGUUGGCUGGGAGUCUGCAGAGAUGGGAGAUGCAUCUCUGUCAGAGUCGCCAGAAGAGGAGGAGGACAACGACAGUCCAGGUCCGCUCAGAGGGAAUAGCAGCCCCAAAAACAUGCAUCAGGAGCCUUGCUCUCCUUCCACAGAUGACUGGCUCGGGAGUCCCCGCAAACGCACUCAGACCCUCCCUACCUUUAACUGCCCCCUCACCGGAAUGGCAGCCAAGGCGGACGCCCUCAGCCGGUGGAGUCACAUCCAGGAGAGCUUUGAGGAGAAGAGCGGGACUUUGUCAGAGGACAUUUUUAAGAUCCUGGACCUUCGGAGUUCAGGUUCAUUGUUCAGAGGGCCUCAGAUAGGUAACAAGGAGGGAGAGGAUAGGUUAACAGCCCGAAGAGGAAGCGACAACACUGUUUCUUCUACUGCUGACUCCCAAAAAUCUGACAGCGACUUCCAGCCUGCCCAGGUGCUUACUCGUCAGAAGAGUGCAGGGAACCUGACAGCGAGCGGUUCAGUCCAGCAGGUCAACAGCAGGUCUGAGCAGAAGACAGACAGCCAGCAGUCUGUGAACAGUCUGCAGCAGGAGAACAGGGAUCUGAAAGCCACAGUUGCAGAGCUCAAGUCUGCCCUGGAGGCAGAACGCCGUCGCGUGGCCGCUGUGGAGAUCUGCCUGAGAAACGCUGAGCGUAGCCGAGACGAGGCCCAGAGACGCAACGAGGAGCUGCAGAGAGACAUUCAGCAGUUCCUCACCAAAACGCCACAAGCUCCCACCUAACAGUCAUUCUCAGACUAAAUGGUAACUAAAUAGGCGGAUGACUGCUUUCAGUUUUACGCACUGUGACCGCCUACACAGAGUUGGCUGAUGGAAGUAUAGGGGCUUUCUCAAGACGGAUCGGCACAUCAGAAGACGUUUUUUUUUUUUCUGAUCGUGACACAAUGACAGAUAACAUGUUUGAUUGCAGAUACUGUUUCAACUGUGACUCAGAUUUAGAUAAACUCUCAAUUCCAGCAUUUCCCCCGGGGGGGGCAGCAUCAUUUCUCAGACAA